This is a messenger RNA of Microbotryum saponariae, 1837 nucleotides long. The record is from the annotation of a GenBank genome assembly. NCBI's taxonomy places the organism in Eukaryota, Fungi, Basidiomycota, Microbotryomycetes, Microbotryales, Microbotryaceae.
AUGCCGGUACAGCUCAUCGUCCUUAGUGUUACCGUGGCCCUGUUAGGCAUGCUGCUCGUGCACUUGCUCUUCACGGUCCGAUACCACAUGCCGCUCUCCAAGCUCAACUACUCUCUCCAGGUCGGUCGCUGGCUCCGUAAUGGCGAGUUCUUGCAGGGGUAUCUGAUCACGUUCCACCGUACACUCCCAGAUCUCCGCGGUUGUCGUUUGCCUUAUCAACGUCGCAGCAGAGCUCGAAGUCGUUAUGCAUACACUCAGGCGGACGGGGCGCACCGAGCCGUGGACGUUCGACUACAGUGCGUGCCCCCUUUCUUCGCUCCGCGUGCGGUACUUGGAAGAAUUUGAUCGGCUGAUGCAACCGUCGUCGUGAUUUCACAGUCGAAGUCUUGAUACCACCGUCGAUAUGGAAUGAAGGCGAGCGAGGGGCAUGGCUGCUGCUGCAAGCUCUAGCAGCGAUGCUGGUUCACUUGACCCACAUUCAGUUCUUGACCAUGCUCUUCCCCUCCGAACUCGAGGCCAAGCUCAUCCUGGGUCUUCUUGGUACAUCGACUGGGAUUUGCCUAUUUUCCUACCUGGGUUGCCGUCUCUGACCGUGUUGUUCAUACGUUGUCGUCACACAGGUCCCCUGGCCGUCGCUACUGCCGGCCUUCACUUUACCGCACUCUCACCCCACCCCGCCGUCAACGAUCUCGGCGAUGCGAUCCGCAACACGUGCAACUCUUCACUUACUCUACUCUACACCUUCGCUCUUUUUGUUUGGGGCUUGACAUUGAACCGAUCACGGGCAUGGCGUGCCGAAGGAGGGACGGCCACGUUCGGAUCGGUGGCAAUGAUCUUGGGGGUCUUAGGCGUCGCUGUCAAUUUUAUCGAAAUUAAGGAGGACAGGAUGCGAUGGCUACCUGCCGUCAUUGACUGUGUUCUGCUGUGGCAGUCAUGGGUUGGAUUUUGGUGGUGGGUAGGCGCAGGGAUGUGGACUGGGGAAGCCGAAGACGUGGAACGAAGGGAAGCAAAGAAGAAGAAGCGCGCCGAGGCCAAGUUGCGCAAGCGGGAGGCGAAGGAGCGAAUCGACAAGCGCGAAGGCGGCGGAUCUGUGCUUGGCUCAGCGGGUUCGGGUCCGAUAUCCUUGAGACGACGGCCGAUGCGACCUAGCCGGCAGAACACGACUGAGGAGAUUGAACUUCAGGAGCUGGGGCCGAACGCUUCGAAUGGGACGAACGCUGCGCCAGCAACAGCCACCGCGCCGAACGGCGCACCCCGACCUGCUGGAUCGCGGUCAGGUCGACGCCCUGCGCCCAGCUCGGAGGCCUCGGAUUCAUCCGGUUCGACACCGCCGCCCUCACACCACUUCUACUCGCCCGUUGUUGCAUGGCUCUCGCCCUUCUUCAUGCGCCUUCGAGACGCCCACGACGAAGCCGCUGUGGCCCGAGCCGCAUUACCACCCAGGCUGCCCGACGAUGUACGUAGGGGUUGGGGACUUAGGGCGCUUAUGUUGCGGGGGAAGCGGGAACGAGGAGAGAUGAGGCAAGCCGCUGGAACUCAACGCGACGGUGAGUUCCCACCCGACAAACGCUGAGCCGGAUUCGAAGCUGAUGGUGGUACGCAAUUGGCAGCCGACGAUUCUGAAGAUGCGACCACGACCGAGUCCGGGGUGGACCCACCAGCACCCAUGGGUGCACCGAUACCCGCGCCCGCGCCGCCGGGAGGAGCGACUGUGCCGAACGAGACGGGCGAGGAACCCGUGCAGCGGAACUUGGCGGGGCGGGGUAUGGAGGGCCAGGGCCGGACGUGGACGAGUUUGUUGGCUCGAUGGAGACUCAAGGAUGUAUCGCAUUUCUAA